AUGAAUAGAAUAAAACAAAUUGCAUCACAUUUGAAUCCAAUUACUAACACUCAACCCAGUGGUGAUAUUGGUCUUAUUGGUUUGGCCGUUAUGGGUCAAAAUUUAAUUUUGAAUGCUGCUGAUCACGGCUUCACUGUUGUUGCUUACAACAGAACUGUUUCAAAAGUUGAUCAUUUUAUUGAAAAUGAAGCUAAAGGUAAAUCAAUCAUUGGUGCUAAAUCUAUUCAAGAAUUGGUUGAUAAUUUAAAAAGACCAAGAAGAAUUAUCCUUUUGGUUAAAGCUGGUGCAGCUGUUGAUGCUUUUAUUGAACAAUUAUUACCAUAUUUAGAAAAAGAUGAUAUUAUUAUCGAUGGUGGUAAUUCUCAUUAUCCAGAUUCAAAUAGACGUUAUGAAGAAUUAAAAUCAAAAGGUAUUCAUUUCGUUGGUUCAGGUGUUUCUGGUGGUGAAGAAGGUGCUAGAUAUGGUCCUUCAUUAAUGCCAGGUGGUGCUGAAGAAGCUUGGCCUCAUAUUAAAGAUAUCUUCCAAUCUAUUGCUGCUAAAUCUGAUGGUGAACCAUGUUGUGAUUGGGUUGGUCCAGCUGGUGCAGGUCAUUAUGUUAAAAUGGUUCAUAAUGGUAUUGAAUAUGGUGAUAUGCAAUUGAUUUCUGAAGCUUAUGAUAUCUUGAAAAGAAUUGGUGGAUUCACAAAUAAAGAAAUUGGUGAUGUUUUCGCUCAAUGGAAUAAAGGUGUUUUGGAUUCAUUCUUAAUUGAAAUUACAAGAGAUAUCUUGUAUUAUAAUGAUCCUGCUGAUGGUACUCCAUUAUUGGAAAAAAUUUUAGAUUCUGCUGGUCAAAAAGGUACUGGUAAAUGGACUGCUAUUAAUGCUUUAGAUUUAGGUACUCCAGUUACUUUAAUUGGUGAAGCUGUUUUCGCUAGAUGUUUAUCUUCAAUUAAAGAUGAACGUGUUGCUGCUUCAAAAAUUUUACCAGGUCCUGAAAUUACUAAAGAUGCUGUUACUGAUAGAAAACAAUUUGUUGAUGAUUUAGAACAAGCUUUAUAUGCUUCUAAAAUCAUUUCUUAUGCUCAAGGUUUCAUGUUGAUUAGAGAAGCUGCUAAAGAAUAUGGUUGGAAAUUAAAUAACCCAGCUAUUGCUUUAAUGUGGAGAGGUGGUUGUAUUAUUAGAUCAGUUUUCUUAGCUGAAAUUACUGCUGCUUAUAGAGAAAACCCAGAUUUAGAAAACUUGUUAUUUAACAAAUUCUUCAGUGAUGCUAUUACUAAAGCUCAAUCAGGUUGGAGAUCAACUAUUGCUUUAACUACUAAAUAUGGUAUCCCAACUCCAGCUUUCUCAACUGCUUUAUCUUUCUAUGAUGGUUAUAGAUCAGCUAAAUUACCAGCUAAUUUAUUACAAGCUCAAAGAGAUUAUUUUGGUGCUCAUACUUUUAAAGUUUUACCAGAAUUUGCUUCUGAAACUUUACCAAAAGAUCAAUACAUCCAUAUUAACUGGACUGGUAGAGGUGGUGAUGUUUCUGCUACUACUUAUGAUGCUUAG
This is a messenger RNA of Hansenula ciferrii, 1527 nucleotides long. It is a transcript of the gene GND2, whose product is annotated as NADP(+)-dependent, decarboxylating phosphogluconate dehydrogenase. The coding region runs from base 1 to 1527 and encodes 508 amino acids. Gene Ontology annotation, biological process: pentose-phosphate shunt, oxidative branch; pentose-phosphate shunt. Gene Ontology annotation, cellular component: cytosol. The transcript has a single exon. The record is from RefSeq and is a predicted model, not a curated record. Lineage: Eukaryota; Fungi; Ascomycota; Saccharomycetes; Phaffomycetales; Wickerhamomycetaceae. Gene Ontology annotation, molecular function: phosphogluconate dehydrogenase (decarboxylating) activity; NADP binding.